Messenger RNA from Gekko japonicus, 339 nucleotides. Its product is annotated as chloride intracellular channel protein 1-like. The annotation marks the transcript as partial. The transcript has 3 exons. NCBI's taxonomy places the organism in Eukaryota, Metazoa, Chordata, Lepidosauria, Squamata, Gekkonidae. The record is from RefSeq and is a predicted model, not a curated record.
GCAGUGAUGGAGCCAAAAUUGGGAACUGCCCCUUCUCUCAGCGACUCUUCAUGGUCCUUUGGCUGAAGGGAGUGACCUUUAACGUCACCACGGUGGACACCAAAAGGAGGACUGAGACGGUGCAGAAGCUCUGCCCAGGAGGCCAGCUGCCGUUCUUGAUGUAUGGGAACGAGGUCCAUACGGACACCAACAAGAUUGAAGAGUUUCUGGAAGAGGUUCUGUGCCCUCCCAAGUACCCCAAACUGGCUGCUCGCAACCCCGAAUCCAACACAGCUGGCCUUGAUGUCUUUGCCAAGUUCUCUGCCUACAUCAAGAACUCAAAUCCAGCACUUAACUACA